Molecule: messenger RNA, 1548 nt
Organism: Hippopotamus amphibius kiboko
Lineage: Eukaryota; Metazoa; Chordata; Mammalia; Artiodactyla; Hippopotamidae
Gene: MRPS30
Product: mitochondrial ribosomal protein S30
Exons: 5
Coding region: 16-1434 (472 amino acids)
Biological process (GO): translation
Cellular component (GO): mitochondrial large ribosomal subunit; mitochondrion; ribosome
Molecular function (GO): structural constituent of ribosome
Source: RefSeq, a predicted model, not a curated record
UUGGCUACAGCGUGAAUGACGUCAGGCUCCUCCAGCCCCCGAGAGGCGCCCCGCCCGGGCCCGGCGGAGACCCCGCCUUCCGAUUGGUGCCGAGGGCGAGGAGGCGGGCGCGGGCGCCGAGGCCGGCCUCGGGGUCUGGGCGCGCAACCCAACAUGGCGGCGGCCGGCGGCGGGCGGCUGGCGCUCGGCGGGCGCGGGCCGUGGCGGCACGCCGCGACGGGGGCCGCCCUCAGACCCCCCGAAGCGGCCGGCCCCGGCCCCUCGGCGGCCCCCGUGGCCGCCUACCCGCCGGUGGCGCCGUCCCUGACCGCCGACAGCGAGGCGGCGCGGCGGCGGCGCGUGGCGCGGUGGCAGGCGGCGGUGCACGCGGCCGCGUCGGUGGACGAGAAGCUGCGCGUGCUCACCAAGCUGCAGUUCCCCAAGUACGUGGUGCCGCCGCAGACCGGCGCGCGCCACGCCGACCGCUGGUACCAGAGCCUCACCAAGACCGCCUUCCUGGCGGGCCUGCCGCCGCCCGCCGCGCCCCCGCCGGCCGUGGCCCUGGCGCCCUUGCGCGCCGCCGCCCGCGACUGCCUGCUGCAGGAGCACGCCUUCCGGCGCCGCCGCCCGCGCGAGCCCGCCGCCGCCGCCGCCGCCGCGGGCCUGGACCGGCUGGUGGGCUCGCUGGCGGGCCUGCUGGGCGCGCACAGCCCGGCGCUGGCCGCCGCGGCGCUCGAUCGUAAACGUCCGGUUCACUUCUACUGGGUACGUGGGGAAGAAAUUAUUCCUGGUGGCCAUCGGAAAGGCCGAGUGGAUGCUUUGCGAUACCAAAUAAAUGAUACACCACACAACCAGAUUCGAAUAUCCAGACAGCUCCCCGAGUUUGUGCCGCUGGAUUAUUCUGUACCCGUAGAAGUCCCUGUUAUGAAUUGUAAGCCAGACAAACUUCCGUUAUUCAAACGGCAAUAUGAAAAUACCAUAUUUAUUGGCACAAAGACAGCAGAUCCACAAUGUUAUGGACAUACCCAGUUUCAUCUGCUACCUGAUAAGUUAAAAAGGGAAAGGCUUUUGAAACAAAACUGUGCCGAUCAGGUAGAAGUUGUCUAUAGAGCUAAUGCGAUCGCGAGCCUUUUCGCUUGGACGGGAGCGCAGGCUAUGUAUCAAGGAUUCUGGAGCGAAGCCGAUGUUACGCGACCUUUUGUCUCCCAGGGUGUGAUCACAGAUGGAAAAUACUUCUCCUUUUUCUGCUACCAGUUAAACACUUUGGCCCUGACUGCACAAGCUGAUCAAAAUAACCCUCGUAAAAAUAUAUGUUGGGGGACACACAGUGAGCCUCUUUAUGAAACCAUCGAAGAUAAUGAUGUGAAAGGUUUUAACGAUGAUGUUUUACUUCAGAUAGUUCACUUUCUGCUGAAUAGACCAAAAGAAGACAUGUCACAGCUGUUGGUAGACUAAGAAAAAACAUUUGAUUCAGAACUUUGGGAAUACUUAUAUUUCACUGAAUGAAUAAUAAAAGGAAUUUUGAUAAUGAGACGUCUGUCAAAUAUUAAAUGCGUUGAUUUUGAGACA